This is a messenger RNA of Trichomonas vaginalis G3, 356 nucleotides long. RefSeq lists its product as uncharacterized. The transcript has a single exon. NCBI's taxonomy places the organism in Eukaryota, Parabasalia, Trichomonadida, Trichomonadidae. The record is from RefSeq and is a predicted model, not a curated record. The annotation marks the transcript as partial.
AUGAGGUUGCAAGAACUUCAAGAUGCUAUAAACAAACUUCCAUUGAGACAUCCAAUUGACGUCAAAUUGUAUUGGAGAGCAUCUGAGUUAGGUCAGAAGGUUUUAUAUGAAACAGGUUGCUUCGACGAUGUUUAUGAGAUAACAGGAGAAGUUUCUCAGAAGAUAAGAGACUCACUUGAAUUUCCACAAACUGGACCAAUUGGUUGCGACAAGUUCGACUCAGAUGAAAAGAUAUACUAUGUCGACCUUAACGCUGCAUACAUGAGGUUUGUCCAAUAUAUCCCGACUGGAAUUCCAAACGAAGAUGGUGAGUUCCCGGGAAGGAACUAUACAGUUGGAAAAGUCAUACAACAACU